Messenger RNA from Alnus glutinosa, 543 nucleotides. RefSeq names its product RING-H2 finger protein ATL79-like. Gene Ontology annotation, biological process: protein ubiquitination. Bases 1 to 543 code for a protein of 180 amino acids. The transcript has a single exon. The record is from RefSeq and is a predicted model, not a curated record. NCBI's taxonomy places the organism in Eukaryota, Viridiplantae, Streptophyta, Magnoliopsida, Fagales, Betulaceae.
AUGGAUCCUCCGGCUUAUCCUCCUAUAAUGCCUUACGGUUUCGUAAAAACUUUUCUGGCAGGACUCAUUUUUGUGACAGUUGCAGGGAUAUUUUGCUGGCUUCUUGGCAAGUGCUGCAGCUGCAUAUGCUCAAUAUUCAGUGCAUUCUUCCAUCCUGCAGAGCCAGAGCCAGAGCCAGAGCCAGAGCCAGAGCCAGUGGCAGUGGCAGUGGCAGUGCCGCCAAGAAGAAUACAGAGCAUCGACAUCGAUCAACUUAUGCCGGUUGUUGUGGUAGAAAUUAGCAGCAAUGGCAAUGAAAAAGCAUCAAAUAAUGGCGGCGGCAGCGAGUGUGCGAUUUGCUUGGAAGAAUUCGAGGACAGGGAAAGGUGCCGAGUCUUUCCAAAGUGCAACCACCAGUUCCAUGUGCUGUGCAUUAAUGCUUGGCUUUUGCGCCAAAAGCUUACUUGCCCACUUUGCCGUAAUUCCCUAAAAGAUACAGUAUGGGCUCUUCAUAGGAAACAUGUAUCGGUCGUUGUUGCUGUAGAUCUAGAUGAUCGUGUUUAG